This is a messenger RNA of Magallana angulata, 1338 nucleotides long. Its product is annotated as tyrosyl-DNA phosphodiesterase 2-like. Gene Ontology annotation, molecular function: single-stranded DNA binding; 5'-tyrosyl-DNA phosphodiesterase activity. Gene Ontology annotation, biological process: double-strand break repair. Gene Ontology annotation, cellular component: cytoplasm; PML body. The coding region runs from base 395 to 1231 and encodes 278 amino acids. The transcript has 6 exons. NCBI's taxonomy places the organism in Eukaryota, Metazoa, Mollusca, Bivalvia, Ostreida, Ostreidae. The record is from RefSeq and is a predicted model, not a curated record.
UGUUUCUGUUUCUGUAAUGCUAUGAUACCCUUUGAUUUUUUUUCCAGUGGGUGGUGAAAAGGCUGUAGUUUGAUUUUCAAGCAUAUAUCGUGCAUCUUAAGGAGACUGGAUGGUCAAAAAAAUUAACCAAUUUACCAUUAGAUCUUACUAAAUUUUAAAACAUGAUUUGUUCAGCUAUAAAGAAUUAUUUUUGAAGAUAAAAUUUUCAUCAAUAUUUGUUUUUAAUUUUGAGCUCUUUUUCUUCAGGAGAUCAAUUUUCUCAAAAUUGCUACGACCAUGGAGCCUUCUUAACAAAACAUAUUUCGCUUUGCAAAUGCUUGCACCCCACGAUAACUUUUCCUUAAGGAAAAGGACAGCACUUCCAAACACCGAUCGAGCUUUGUAAACACACAUCAUGGCUACCUCGGAGUCGGACGAUCAGAGGCAAAGGGGAGUACACGAGAGUUCAUACUUCAAAAACGAAUCAAAGAGAAUCCGUGUGUUAAGUUGGAACAUAGAUGGUUUAGACAGCCCAACAGCAGAGAAAAGGACAUAUAAAAUCUGUGAAAUCAUAAAGACGGUAAAUCCCCAUGUGGUUCUACUUCAGGAGGUAGUUUUGGAAACUUUCGCGAUCCUCUGUAAGAAAUGUCCUGAAUACCGCAUCAUUCCUGGCGAUAUAACAGGCUAUUUUGUCGCCAUUAUGUUGAAAAUUGAAGAUCUAGAGUUCAUAGGCAAAUCGAUAUUUCCAUAUCCAUUCAGUGUCUUUGGAAGAAACUUAUUAACAGUGCAGUGUCGCAUGAAGGGUGUACCUUUCAUUUUUAUGACGUCACACUUGGAAAGUAUGGCCCCUUUCAGCUAUUUGAGGAGAAUACAGCUAGAAUACUGUUUUCGUCGGAUGAAGAGGAAAUCUGCAAAUUAUACAGUCAUAUUUGGCGGCGAUAUGAACCUUAGAGAUUGGGAGCUAUCUGAAAUGGGUGGCAUACCGGAAGGAAUCUCCGACGUUUGGGAGAUGACGGGGUCAAGGUCGAACUGCGAGUUCACGUGGGAUUUGCUUCUCAACACAAACAAGAAGUGCGAUUCCUACCACAAGCCUCGUUAUCGGUUUGACCGGAUCUAUCUGAGGGAUUCCGAUCCCAAAUCCGUCAGCCCGGUGUAUUUUGAAUUGGUUGGCUUAGAAAAACUGAGAGUAUACGAAGUGUUUCCAAGCGACCAUUUUGGACUUUUGACACACUUCGAUAUCAGAUGUUGUUAAAGAAAAUGUAUAAUGUUGUAUGAAUUGACAGUUAUUAUAUUCCGUUAAUAUUUAUUAAAAAGUAUAUAUAAGUAUAUAAAAUAUUUCUAGUCCAUGCUUUGUACUAU